AUGACCCUGGUUCUGUCCAUGAACCCAUUCUGUGAGCACGAGGCUGAAGGCCCGCCACCGCUCUAUCGGCCCAUCUGGGACUCCGAGCGUUGCAGCAAGACCUGUGUGUCCGCCCCUGAACCACCAGGGCACACCACGGAGGAGCUGGCCGAGGAACCCAACUGUAGACGACCACCAGAUCAUGUGUCCAUGUCACGCAUCGCAUACUUUAAGAGGAAGUAUGUGGAGGAUGAGGAGCCAAACCUGAGCUUCAGAAGCUACUGUCAAACAGUGGCACCAGUGCUGGAGGAGCGUGCCCAUGUUCUGCGACUCUCCUUGGAGAAGAUGCGUUUUAUUGAUGACCCAGAGGCUUUCCUGCGCCGUUCUGUACUGAUCAACAACUUGCUGCGUCGGCUCCGCACCGAGAUCUUGCUACAGAGUGACUGGUGCUUCCCCCCUGGACCACCGGGACCUGCAUCCUGCAUCCCGCCUACCCCAACCCUCACUUCAGCCCCAUCCCAGGGCCCUCAGCUUCCCCCAGCUCUCCGGCCCUGUUUCACCACCCCAGGCCCCUACCGCAAGCGCCUCCGUCUGCUGAGGGCAGAAGGCCCUGAGUGCAUCCCUGCUUGCUGCUGCUUCUACGCAGCUGGCCGCUACCUCCACCUGCCUUUCUCGGUCUAUGAGGAGGCUGGCUCGCAGCCUUCAUCAUCAUCAUCAUCAUCGUCGUCGUCAUCAUCAUCGUCAUCAUCAUCAUCGUCGUCAUCAUCAUCAUCGUCAUUUUCCUUUCCCCAGCUGCUUCCUGUGGAAGACAGCGAAAGAGAGGAUGAGCUAGACACCAUCUGCCCCGGACUAGACCUAUCGGACGCUUCAGCUAGGUCACGGGAGGCUAGAGAGAGGCCCAGGACUCGAGAUAGAUGCAGGGACAUGGGAGAACAUGGACAUGGGGAGAAGGGGAGAGAAAAGGAGAGAGGAAAAGACAAGGGAAAAGGAGAAGCAACAGUUGGGGGUCACUCACGGUGGAUUGCUGACACCUUAGAAAUGGGACCCCAGGCACCUUUGGUGUGGGCCCAAGUGGGUCGUAAAUAG
Chanos chanos (milkfish) is the source of this 1065-nucleotide messenger RNA. It is a transcript of the gene sertad4, whose product is annotated as SERTA domain containing 4. Bases 1 to 1065 code for a protein of 354 amino acids. Lineage: Eukaryota; Metazoa; Chordata; Actinopteri; Gonorynchiformes; Chanidae. The record is from RefSeq and is a predicted model, not a curated record. The transcript has 3 exons. Gene Ontology annotation, cellular component: nucleus.